Molecule: messenger RNA, 2362 nt
Organism: Solea senegalensis (Senegalese sole)
Lineage: Eukaryota; Metazoa; Chordata; Actinopteri; Pleuronectiformes; Soleidae
Product: TGF-beta receptor type-2-like
Exons: 10
Coding region: 176-1936 (586 amino acids)
Biological process (GO): transforming growth factor beta receptor signaling pathway; heart development; cellular response to growth factor stimulus
Cellular component (GO): signaling receptor complex; plasma membrane
Molecular function (GO): type I transforming growth factor beta receptor binding; activin receptor activity; metal ion binding
Source: RefSeq, a predicted model, not a curated record
GCGCGCGUGUGUGCGCUUCAGCAGCAGUGAGUCUCCAGCUGCAGCGCGGUGGAGCGCACAGUCCAACAGUCCAGCAGAGCAGAGACAGCAGAAGACACAGUCCCUCCGCUGGACUCUCGGUGACUUACCACUGAAAGUGAAUGACAGUGUUUGGACAGAGGGGACAGACAGAAAGAUGGAGGGACAGCGCACUUUGAUGUCUUUACGGGGAGCGUUAUGUGUCUUCCUCGUCGCUGUGCAGCUGGAGCCCGGGACUGCCGAUUUGCCUCCGUUUUACCCUUUACGGCAGCUUUGUAAGUUCUGUGAUGGGGAGCUGUCCUCGUGCAGCGGCACAGGGACCUGCAUGUCCAACUGCUCCAUCACAUCCAUCUGCAUGGACACCAGCGAUGUCUGUGUGGCUAUCUGGAGAAAGAACGAGAGUGGGUUCUCUGUGGAAACUCUGUGCCACAAUCCUUCCAGGCGGCUGUACGGCGUCCUGCUGGACGACUACAACAGCACCACCUGUGUGAUGAAGGAGAAGAACACGACAAGUGGACUGGCUCACUUCUGCUCCUGCACUAAUGAGGAGGAGUGCAACGACAAGCUGAUAUUCCCCCCGAUUGUGGAUCCGGCACUGGAUGACACAUUACUAUCUGUGAUCCUGGUGAGUCUGCUGCCCCUGCUGGUGAUGGUCAUCAUUGUUGCGGGAAUGUUCUACUGGUACCGAAAGUACCGGCAGCGUAUGCUCAGCCAAGAGUGGGAGAGCAACGUGAAGAAACGCAAGCCCAGAGCCGGUGGGCUGGACUGUAGCGACGCCUGUGCCAUAAUGAUGGACGACGACAGGUCAGACAGCAGUUCAACUCACGCCAACAACCUGAACCACAACACUGAGCCACUGCCCAUAGACCUGGACCUGCUGGUGGGCAAAGGUCGCUUUGCUCAGGUGUACAAGGGGAAGCUGAAGCAGACAACCUCAGAUCAGUUUGAAACUGUGGCGGUGAAGAUUUUCCCCUAUGAGGAGUACGCUUCCUGGAAGAACGAGAAGGACGUCUUCUCGAACACUGACCUCCGACACGAGAACAUCCUGCACUUCCUGACAGCAGAGGAGAGGAAGGUGGAGAAGCAGUACUGGCUCAUCACUGCGUUCCAUCCCAGAGGAAACCUACAGGAAUACCUCACCCAUCAUGUGAUCAGCUGGGAGGAGCUGCAGGUCCUGGGCAGCUCUUUGGCUCGGGGUGUUGCCCACCUCCAUAGUGACCGCCUGCUGUGUGGACGCCCUAAGAGCUUUGUUCCUGAGGCCCACCGUGACCUGAAGAGCUCCAACAUCCUGGUGAAGAAUGACCUGACGUGCUGUUUGUGUGACUUUGGUCUGGCUCUCUGUCUGGACAGCAGUCUGUCUGUGGACGACCUCGCCAACAGUGGACAGGUGGGGACGGCUCGUUACAUGGCUCCAGAGGUUCUGGAAGCCCGACUGGACCUGGAGAACACGGAGUCCUUCAAACAGACUGACAUUUACUCCAUGGCCCUGGUUCUGUGGGAGAUAACUUCGAGGUGUGAAGCUAUUGGAGAGGUGAAGGACUACGAGCCCGCGUACGGAUCUAAAGUGCGAGAGCACCCCUGUGUGGAGAGCAUGAAAGACAACGUGCUGAGAGACAGAGGAAGGCCUGAGAUCCCCGACACCUGGCUCAAACAUCAGGGUGUGGCCGUGAUCUGUGCCACCAUAAAGGAAUGCUGGGACCACGACCCCGAGGCUCGACUCACGGCGCACUGCGUCGCCGAGCGCAUCUCCGCCAUGGAGGACGAGCUGGACAAACUGUCCUGCCGCAGCUCCUCAGAGGAGAAGAUUCCCGAGGAGCUGAAGAUCCCGAUAGAGGUGGAGAUCCCCGAGAAGGAGGUGAAAAUCACAGAAAUCCAGGACGUCAUAGCUGUGGACUGCUCGGUGAGCGACGAGAAGUGAGGCGUGGACACCUCGUCUCCUCCGGUGGGACGUCUCUAUAGUGAUAUUCAGGAGCUGAGCUCCUGCAGGACGAGUUUCAGUGUCAUAUCUCAAUGUAACCCAGCUCAGAUAAACUCUGGGGUUUGUUUGUUUGUUUGUAUGUUUGUUGUUUUUUAACUUUGUCCAUUUCUACAACAACUCACCAUCAUCAGCUGUGAAAGCUGAAGAGCCAAAGAAACUUAGAAACUGGAAGCUUCCAAAGAUGUGCUGAGCACGGAGACAGUAUUUUUUCACAUGGGUGUCUCUCCCUCUCUCUCUCUCUUUCUCUCUCAGAAGUGAAAGUCCUCUUUUUUAAGUGAACAAAGCAAAAAAAAAAAAAUGUUUAAUGUGCAAUUUACGAUAUGAUACUUAGGCAAUAAAAGACGUGUUUUGAUAUAUAUUCAUGUA